AUGUCGACCCAACAACAACAAGAAUCCACACCCGCACCUGCACUGUCCGCCUCGGGACGACAAUAUGACCCCAAGUUCACCCAGCAUGUCGUCGACACCUGCGGCCCCAAGACCAGCCCUCGCAUGCUCCAGAUCUUCUCCGGGCUGGUCAGACACAUCCACGACUUUGCGCGGGAAGUGGAUUUGACUCCCGAGGAAUGGCUGGCGGGUGUCAAGUUCCUGAACGAGACGGGCAAGAUUUGGGCGGAGAGUGACGGCAAGAGGAACGAGAUGCACAGGUUGUCGGAUAUCAUUGGAUUGGAAUCCCUUGUCACUGAGAUCGCCAACUACGUCCAAGUCGACGAGCCAAACUACGUCCCAACCUCCGCCGCCAUCCUCGGACCAUUCUGGAGCCCCAACGCCCCUUGGAGAAACCUCGGCGACAGCAUAAUCCAAGACCCGCACGCCGGCACCGUCACCUACAUGCACGGCAUCGUGCGAGAUCUACAAACGAAAAACCCCAUCCCGAACGUCACCUUCGACAUGUGGCAGGCGUCCUCCAACGGCAAAUACGACUUCCAGGACCCCGCCAACCAAUCCGACAACAACCUGCGGGGGAAGUUCAAGACGGAUAAGAAUGGCGAGUACAGACUGUACUGUCUCCGGCCGACGGCGUAUAGCUUGCCGCAGGAUGGUCCCAGCUGGCAGUUGCUGCAGAGCAUCGAUCGCCAUCCCAUGAGGCCCGCGCAUAUUCAUUUGAUGGUUACGCAUGAAGGUUACAAGCCUUGUAUUACACAGAUAUACCCCAAGGACGACCCCUGGCUCGCAACCGACACCGUCUUCGCCGUCAAAGACGACCUGGUCGUCGACUUCAAGCCUCUGGAGAAACUCCCCUCCAACGUCCCCGAGCACCAGGGGCCGGGAGGCGCCGCGACGAGGGAGCUGGAGUUGGAUAUUGUGCUUGCGCCGCUGGGGGCGCAUGCGAGUAAUGCGAAGCCUUUGUUGUAA
Molecule: messenger RNA, 987 nt
Organism: Zasmidium cellare ATCC 36951
Lineage: Eukaryota; Fungi; Ascomycota; Dothideomycetes; Mycosphaerellales; Mycosphaerellaceae
Exons: 4
Coding region: 1-987 (328 amino acids)
Biological process (GO): catechol-containing compound metabolic process
Molecular function (GO): ferric iron binding; catechol 1,2-dioxygenase activity
Source: RefSeq, a predicted model, not a curated record